This is a messenger RNA of Closterium sp. Naga37s-1, 1104 nucleotides long. Lineage: Eukaryota; Viridiplantae; Streptophyta; Zygnematophyceae; Desmidiales; Closteriaceae. The record is from the annotation of a GenBank genome assembly.
AUGGCUCGUAAGCGUAAGGGCCAGGCCCUUAACGACUGCCCCAAGGAUCUGAACGACAUUCCUUACAUCCGCUGGAUGAACCAGCAGAUCGCCAACGGGCGCCAUCCGAGAGGAUUAUCCACGCCGCCCCCUGCAAGGACGGCGGCAACAGUGCGGCCCGUCGUUGCGCAAGAUGAUGACGACAUCGAUGAUGACGACCACGACAAAGGCCAAAGCACAGAAGACGAGGUGGAAGAACCGGAAGACCUUGGGAUGUCGCCCAGCGACGACGACGACGACGGUGACGAUGCCGAGGACGACGCGGAGGAGGAAACGCAACCCGUGGCACAGCCGCCGAAACGGGGCGCCGCACGCGCAUCUGGGACUGACAAAGGCAAAGGCAAGGAACCACGGAAGAAGCGGUCGGCUGCACCAGUCGCGAGGGGCUUAUGGUCAGACAAGGAGAGCACCAUCUUCGCCGCGGCGAAGUGGUUCACCAAAGAAGAGCUCGAGCCUCUCGAGGGGAAGCAGGGGACGCAAUACUGGGUCCGACUACUCGCGCACAUCAAGGAGUCGAACCCAGGAUGGUGCAGGGGUGUCAGCGCGUUGCAGAAGCAGUGGCGUAACUUGAUCCUCCUUUGGCGGGAGUACAAGCGGGGCGACGGGGGGUCGGGCAACGGCUCGGUGGAGAAACCACCGUGGUAUCCGUACCUGGAGCUACACAACCAGGAGACCGCCGCAGCCGCACCGCAUGCGGUGGACGGCGGCGGCGCCACUAACGUCGACGUGCCGGCCGGCAUGGAGGUUCCAAGUUCGCGCGCCCGGGUGCAUGAGACGGCUACUAUGCAAGCUGCCAUGGAUUGUCACGGUGACGCGAUGACGUGCAUUGAGAGCCUCGUCCGUGAAUGGAUGGCGCAGGACAUGCGCCUUGCCCGCGAGCGCAUGUCUGAAUCGGCUCCCCCGGACGUGCACCGUGCGCCGCCAGAUUUCACCCCUCCUCCGCCACGCGGGGAGUCCGCGCCACCUCCCGAAGCCGCCCUGCAGCGCGACGAUGUUGGCGACGUCAACACCGUCACUCCGGGUGCUGAGGAUGUGGAGAUAUGGGUGCGCGGCGCCGACGAUUAG